CAUCCUAGGUCUCCAAAUUAUCAGUUGAAAAGCAAUGGAGAUCAUCAGCGCAACCUCCGUUUCCUCUAUUCUUCUAUGGCUCUUCAUGUUUUUCACUUACACAAGUGCCAAAGUUCACUACCAUGAGUUUGUUGUUGAAGCUACGCCAGUGAAGAGGCUGUGCAGAACCAACCACGUCAUUACGGUGAACGGGCAAUAUCCAGGGCCUACAUUGGAGGUUAAUAAUGGAGACUCUCUGGUGAUUAAAGCUGUGAACAAGGCAAAAUACAACCUCACCCUCCACUGGCACGGGGUUCGACAGUUGAGGAACGGGUGGGCCGAUGGGCCGGUGUUCGUGACUCAGUGCCCGAUCCGGCCCGGGGCGAGCUACACGUACCGGUUCACAAUACAAAAGCAAGAGGGCACGCUGUGGUGGCACGCGCACAACUCGUGGCUCAGGGCCACCGUGCACGGCGCCAUCGUCAUCCGUCCUAAGGAGGGCACCACCUAUCCAUUCCCCAAGCCCCAAAGAGAAUUCCCUGUAAUUAUUGGGGAAUGGUGGAAUAGGGACCCAAUGCAGGUUAUAAGGCAAGCACUUAAGACAGGGGCAGCUCCAAACACGUCAGACGCUUACACAAUCAAUGGCCAACCCGGAGAUUUCUUCGAAUGCUCCAGCAAAGAGACCACUAUACUUCCGGUGGCGGCCGGUGAGACCAACCUCCUCCGGUUCGUCAACGCGGCGAUGGAAAACGAGCACUUCAUAUCCAUCGCCGGCCACUCCAUGACCGUUGUCGGCAUCGACGCCGCCUACACCAAGCCCUACACCACCCCCUACCUCAUGCUCGCACCGGGGCAGACCACCGACGUCCUCGUGACCACCAACCAGCCCCCCGGCCGGUACUACCUCGCUGCGCACGUCUAUGAGAGCGGCCGUGGCAUCCCCUUCGACAACACCACCACCACCGCGAUCCUCGAAUACAAAUCCGGCGCCUGCGGCGCCGGCGGCCCCCCGCCGAGGCUCCCCGUCCUCCCGGCCUUUAACGACACCCCCGCGAAGACCGCAUUCGUCGCGGGGCUUCGAAGCCUCGGCCCGGUGGAUCUCCCCGGCCCGGUCGACGAGCACCUGUUCUUCACUGUGGGGCUAGGCCUGUUCAACUGCCCCCGUUCAAAGCCAUGUGGGGGUCCAAACGGAACCCGUUUUGGCGCCAGCAUGAAUAACAUCUCGUUCACACAACCGAGAACGGUCUCGAUACUACAAGCAGAUUAUUUCGGCAUUCCAGGUGUAUUCACCUCCGACUUUCCCCCCGUCCCUCCGAUCCCGUUCGAUUACACGGCGAACAAUAUCAGCCGUUCAUUGCAGCAGCCCGUGCGCGGGACCAAAGUGUACAGAUUGAAGUUCGGGUCCGUGGUGCAACUUGUGAUGCAGGGGACCAACAUCUUUGUGGGAGAGGAACACCCCAUGCACAUCCACGGGUACCAGUUCUACGUGCUCGCGACCGGGUUCGGGAACUACGACCCCGUGCGCGACCCGGCCAAGUUCAACCUCGUCGACCCGCCGAUGCGGAACACGGUCGGAGUGCCGGUUAGCGGCUGGGCCGUGAUCCGGUUCAGGGCGGACAAUCCCGGGAUCUGGUUCGUGCACUGCCACAUCGACUCACACCUCACGUGGGGCCUCGCGAUGGCGUUCCAGGUGGAGAACGGCGUCGGGCUGCUGGAGUCGGUGCUGCCGCCGCCGGUCGACCUACCCAUUUGUUGAGGGAAUGCUUGCGUGAUUUCUGUAAUUUCUCUACUGUUUGAUCUACUAGUCAUAUAGUUUGCGUGCGGUUCUCACUUAAGCUUUAGGGCCCAGAUUGUUUGCGAGCCGGGAUUGAGUUAAUUGAUGCAGUUCAAUUCUUGGAUGUAAUUCAUUUAUGUUGUUUGUGAGUAUGCUCAUGGCAUAUGGGCUCAAAAUUAGGCAUAAUUUGUUGAAGUCUUAUUUCAAAUUGUUAGUAACAUUUCAGUGUAAUGUGUUUAUAUAUAAUAAUAAGUGAUUUUCCUUCUUUUUCCAAA
Molecule: messenger RNA, 2028 nt
Organism: Ananas comosus (pineapple)
Lineage: Eukaryota; Viridiplantae; Streptophyta; Magnoliopsida; Poales; Bromeliaceae
Product: laccase-3-like
Exons: 5
Coding region: 35-1735 (566 amino acids)
Biological process (GO): lignin catabolic process
Cellular component (GO): apoplast
Molecular function (GO): copper ion binding; hydroquinone:oxygen oxidoreductase activity
Source: RefSeq, a predicted model, not a curated record